Messenger RNA from Momordica charantia (bitter melon), 3188 nucleotides. The record is from RefSeq and is a predicted model, not a curated record. NCBI's taxonomy places the organism in Eukaryota, Viridiplantae, Streptophyta, Magnoliopsida, Cucurbitales, Cucurbitaceae.
AGCAAGAAGAACAAGGGGAAGUACAGUACAUGAUUCUGGAGUGUUUAAUCCUCGAAGUAGCUCAAAAAAACUUCUAUGGCUUCCGGAACUGUGUUUCUUCUUUUGUUCCUGAGUUUCGUCGUCGUGUCUGCUCAAAGUAAUGGAACUCGGAAACUCGCCGGCACCUCUCUCAUCGCCGGCAACGCUUCCGUUCAGCCAUGGCGUUCUCCUUCCGGCGAUUUCGCAUUUGGAUUUCACAACUAUGGCAAUGAUUUAUUCUUGCUUGCCAUCUGGUUUUACAAAGUACCUGAAAACAACGUCGUCUGGUUCGCCGAAGCGGACGACGACAAUCCAGUUCUGGCGCCGAGAGGAUCGAAGAUUGAGCUCACUGCUUCAGACGGCCUGGUUCUUCGAAACCCUAGCGGCGGAGAAAUUUGGAAAUCGGAGCCUAUAACGGCCCCUGUCGCGUUUGGCACGAUGAACGAUACAGGCAAUUUUGUGCUUGUGGAUACAAUCAAUGGAUCCGUAUGGGAGAGCUUCACCUAUCCAACAGACACGUUGCUUCCGACGCAGAAAUUGGAGAUUGGAGGCGUCAUCUCCUCUCGCAAAUCGCAAGGUAACUUCUCACUCGGAAGAUUUCAGUUUCGUUUGCUUCGAGAUGGAAAUGCUGUUUCGAACACCAUUAAUUUGCCCUCUGGCUAUCCGUAUGAUGCAUACUAUAUUAGCAACACUUUUGACUCUUCGAGCACACAGAAUUCUGGGAAACAAGUGAUUUUUGAUGAACAUGGAUUUCUGUAUGUUCUGAAAAAUAAUGGAGUAAAAGUUAACAUUACACAGCUUAGUGAUGGUAACCCAAUUGAGGCUUAUUAUUACAAAGCCACCAUGAACUUUGAUGGAGUUUUGACUGUAAGUUCUUACCCCAAGGGCUCUGGUGGAGUUGCCAAUGGAAGCUGGAAAGAUUUGUUUAGAAUACCUGACAAUAUCUGUCUUUCUAAUGUAAAUCCAAUUGAAAGACUUGGCUCUGGAACCUGUGGAUUCAACAGUAUUUGCACACUGAAAUCUAAUGGAAGGCCAAGUUGUAAUUGUGCACAGGGUUAUUCCUUGGUUGAUCCAAACGAUGAGUUUGGUAACUGCACACCUGAUUUUACACAAGGUUGUGAAGGAGAAGAAGAAGGUGCUGCCAAUUUCAACCAUAACCUGUAUGAGAUGGUGGAUCUUCCAAAGACUAACUGGCCAAUGAAUGAUUAUGAGCGUUUUCCCACUUCAAAUGAACAAGACUGCAAAAGUUCUUGCCUGCAAGAUUGCCUUUGCGUGCUAGCGGUGUUUGGAGGCCGUGAUUGCUGGAAGAAAAGGCCACCGCUCACAUAUGGGAGACAGGAUGCAAGUAUUACAUCCGUUUCUUUCCUUAAAUUAAGAAAAAGUAAUGUCUCACUCGAGAGCUCCCCUGAUGAUAAUAGAACACGAAAGAAACAAACCACAAUAAUUGUUGUCAUGUCUGCACUCUUGGGCUGCUCUGUGUUUGUCAUCUUCAUAUUGCUGGGUUCCAAAUGCUUAGGUUUGUUUGCCUUGAAAAAGGAGAUAUUAGUUGGAACUUGCACAAAGAAUGUCGCUUUGGAAUGUAAUUUAAUCCAGUUUGCUUACAAAGAUCUUUACAAAGCAACAGAUGGUUUCAAGGAAGAACUAGGAAGGGGAUCUUGUGGCAUUGUCUACAAAGGGACAACAGAAGCUGGUCCUGUUGCUGUCAAGAAACUGGACAGAAUGUUUGAAGCAGACAAAGAGAAGGAGUUCAGAACUGAAGUGAACGUGAUUGGCCAAACGCACCACAAAAACCUGGUUCGUCUACUCGGAUAUUGCGACGAGGGGAACAACCGUAUGCUUGUCUACCAGUUCAUGAGCAAUGGCUCAUUGUCGAGUUUCCUCUUCAAUGGCGAUCUGAAACCGAGUUGGAAGCUUCGAGCUCAAAUAGCCAUUGAAAUUGCAAGAGGACUGUUAUAUCUACACGAAGAAUGCAGCACCCACAUCAUCCAUUGUGAUAUAAAGCCUCAAAACAUACUUCUGGAUGAGAAUUACCAUGCCAAAAUCUGUGAUUUCGGGCUGGCAAAGCUGUUGAAGGUGGACCAAAGUAGAACUGAAACUGGCAUAAGAGGGACAAAAGGGUAUGUGGCUCCAGACUGGUUCAGAUCUUCGCCCGUGAACGCGAAGGUCGACGUGUACAGUUAUGGAGUGUUGUUGCUUGAGAUCAUAUGUUGUAGAAGGAAUGUGGAGAUGGAAGGAGAGGGAGCAGUUUUGAGUGAUUGGGCCUAUGACUGCUAUGAGCAAGGAAAGUUGGAUGUUUUGAUUGAAGGAGACAUGGAGGCCAUGGAUGAGUUUGUGAAGGUGGAAAGAUUUGUGAAAAUUGCAAUUUGGUGCCUUCAAGAAGAUCCAUCCAAAAGACCCACCAUGAAAAAUGUGAUGCUAAUGCUUGAAGGUAAUGAACAUGUCUCUCUUCCUCCAUGCCCUUUCCCCUUCACCUCCAUAGUUUGAAAGUCUUUAUAGUUUUGUUUAUUGUUUUCUUUCUUUCUUGAUUUUUUAUUAUUAACUAUUUUGCAAAUUAUAGAUAUACCUAAUGUAUAUAGGUGUCUUUUAGUUCAACCAAUUUUAACAUUCUUCGAUUUUUAAAAAUAUAUGUCUUAACCAAUUGAAUUAGGUUCAUGGUUAGAAAAUAACAGGACUAAAAUAUCUUGUAAUAAAAUAUUCAAAACUAAAGUCUAAAUAAAUGAGAGAUAUUUUUCAUUUGAAAAAGGAAAGCAAAGCGAAAAGGUGUGAAAAAUAGUGAUUUAAAAUAGAACUCUUAAUUGCAAACUACAUUUGGAUCUUGUAUUAGAGAUCUAUAGAUUUUAAACUUGCAUUGAAGGAUUAUUAAGAAAUUAAAAAAACAAACAAUAGUUAUGAGAGGAAUCCGCCAUGCAUUCCAUCAAACCAAUUAGUUUGAAAUUGUAAUCCCUCUAACAAUUUUUAAUAAUUUUUGUAAAAGAAAUUGGCAUCACCCUUGUUUUCUCCAAAAUUUUUUUUUUCUAUUUUCUUUAAUUUCAAACUCCCCAACUCUCUCUCAACUAUUAUUUAUCUCUCUACCAUCUAGAAUCUAUCCUCAUUAAUUAAUCACUGACAAGUGACAACAUUAAAUGAGGUUGGUUCAUUGAUUGAACCAAUUUUAUAAUAAUCUUCUACAG